Messenger RNA from Zingiber officinale, 1750 nucleotides. Its product is annotated as probable D-2-hydroxyglutarate dehydrogenase, mitochondrial. Gene Ontology annotation, molecular function: FAD binding; catalytic activity. The coding region runs from base 34 to 1704 and encodes 556 amino acids. NCBI's taxonomy places the organism in Eukaryota, Viridiplantae, Streptophyta, Magnoliopsida, Zingiberales, Zingiberaceae. The record is from RefSeq and is a predicted model, not a curated record. Gene Ontology annotation, cellular component: mitochondrion. The transcript has 16 exons.
CGGAGUUCUGGUCGAUCAAAUCAUUAGCGGAAAAUGGGGCGGCGAAGAGCGUCGCAGUUGCUUGUACGGUGUCGACGUUUUCUUGUUGGGAACCCAACUCGAUCUUCCCGAGAACGAUCGUCAUCGGAGUUCAUUUCAGGAUUCUAUUCAACGCCAAAAAUGUGGAGAUCUUGCUGGGCUUUGCAAGUUCCCAUCUCAGUAUCUCAAACUUCUAAGCAUUUGGGUGGAACCUACAUGACCCAACAGAGAUUAUUUACUUCAUUGCCUAGUGCUAUUCCAAGGAAUCCAUCUUUUUCAAAUUUGAAUUCGGACGAUGUAAGUUUUUUCAGAAGCAUAUUAGGAGAUAAGAAUGUUGUUGAAGAUGAAGAUAGGCUAUCAGCUGCAAACUUGGACUGGAUGCGGAAGUACAAAGGCUCAAGCCAGCUCCUUCUCUUACCAAGAAGUAGUGAAGAGGUUUCUAAGAUUCUUAAAUAUUGCAAUUCAAGAAAGUUAGCUGUUGUCCCCCAAGGGGGCAACACAGGUCUUGUAGGAGGAAGUGUUCCUGUGCAUGAUGAGGUUAUCAUAAAUCUUGCAUUGAUGGACAAGGUGGUGCACUGCUUUCAGAUCAAUGGCAUUCUUGUUUGUGAAGCGGGGUGCAUACUGGAAAACUUAAGCUCAUUUUUAGAAAAUGAAGGAUUCAUCAUGCCGCUUGACUUGGGAGCAAAAGGAAGCUGUCAGAUUGGUGGAAAUGUUUCAACCAAUGCAGGUGGCUUACGCUUUAUACGAUAUGGCUCACUUCAUGGAACUAUUCUUGGAAUUGAGGCAGUAUUAGCUAAUGGAACUGUUCUUGACAUGCUUGGCACUUUACGCAAGGACAACACUGGCUAUGACUUGAAACAUUUGUUUAUUGGAAGUGAAGGUACUCUUGGAAUUGUCACCAAAGUUUCAAUUCUUACACCUCCCAAGCUAGCUUCGACAAAUAUUGCAUUUCUUGCUUGCAAAGACUUCAUAAGUUGUCAGAAAUUAUUAUUGGGAGCAAAGAGGGCGCUAGGUGAGGUUCUUUCAGCAUUUGAAUUUAUGGAUAGCCAUUCAAUGGAUUUGGUUCUGUCUCACUUGGAUGGAGUUCGCAGUCCAUUACCUGCUUCAUUAUACAACUUCUAUAUUCUUAUUGAGACAACUGGUAGUGAUGAAUCACAUGAUAAAAUGAAACUUGAAGCUUUUUUGCUACAAUCUAUGGAAGAAGGCCUCAUAUUAGAUGGUGUAAUAGCUCAAGAUAUGAAUCAAUCGGCAUCAUUUUGGCGUGUUCGUGAGGGUAUAUCAGAAGCAUCAGUUAAACUAGGGGCUGUUUACAAAUAUGAUUUAUCAUUACCAAUUAAUGACCUUUAUGGCAUCGUUGAAGAAAUGCGUACCAGGCUUGGCAAGGCUGCUAUAGUAAUUGGAUAUGGCCACCUUGGGGAUGGCAAUCUGCACUUGAAUAUUAUGACAACUCGAUAUGACAGUGAUAUCCUUGCUCAAAUGGAACCAUUUGUCUAUGAGUGGACCGCAAAACACAAAGGAAGCAUUAGUGCAGAGCAUGGUUUGGGAUUGAUGAAAGCAGAUAAAAUACAUUACAGCAAGCCUCCCGAGACUGUGCAUUUGAUGGGUAAUAUCAAGAAGUUGCUUGAUCCAAGUGGUAUAUUAAACCCGUACAAAGUCCUACCUCAGUCGUCCUUGCUUGAUCACUGAUGACAGAUGUAUUUGCGGGUAAUGAUGCUUGCAAAAGCAACAUGAA